Molecule: messenger RNA, 573 nt
Organism: Arachis stenosperma
Lineage: Eukaryota; Viridiplantae; Streptophyta; Magnoliopsida; Fabales; Fabaceae
Exons: 3
Coding region: 1-573 (190 amino acids)
Source: RefSeq, a predicted model, not a curated record
AUGCGAGAGGGAGGGGAAGAGUCCAUAGCCGCCGCCACCAUCGCUGAUCCGCCCACGAGCCACCGCCGGAACCACGACCAGAGGAAGACGUCACCGCCUUCCCUUCAUGUAUCUUUCUGCCGCCACCGUGGAGUGCGUCGCCGGGAAGGGGAGCCUGAGCUGCCGAUCUACCCAGCCGUGGAGUGUGUCGCCACCGUUCAUGCAUGCUCCUGCCACGGCCGAUCUACCCAGCUACCGUCGCUCUUCGCCUUCUGCAUCUACUUCUUUGUGGAGGUGGAGGUGAGGGGUGGGAGAAGGGGAGACGGGGAGGGGGAGGGGACGCGGGGUGGGGUGGGGUGGGGAAGGGAAGACGGGGAGGGGGAGGAGGAAGGGGAAAGGGUGGAGGGAAACGGCAGCGGCGUUGGUGGUGGUGUUAGUGGUGGUGUUGGUGGUGUUGGUGGAGGUUGUGGCAGUAGUGUUGGUGUUGGUGGUGGUGGUGGUGGAGAAAGAUGUCCCAAGCAAAAAUGUCAUAAGUUGGAUUGGGUGAUAGGAGUAGUGCGUGUGGAAUUGAUGAAGGAUGAGGAUGGCGGAUGA